AUGUAAAUUUCAAAAAUAGAUAAACAUAAAUCAACAUUAUAAAUAACUCUAAUAACUUUAUCUUCCUGUUUAGGUUCUUUAUAUAUUGGUUACUAAAUAGGAGUUUUUUCACUCGCCAGUGAUACUACAUUUAUAGUUUUUAAAACAAGUUAAGAAAAUAUAGCUUUAUAUUAAGCCUUAUUAACUUGCUUUAUACCUUUAGGUGCUUCUGUAGGUUCUUUAUCUUCGGGAAAAUUAUUAGAUAUUUUUUCUCGCAGAACCUCAUCAAUAAUAUGUGAUAUGUUUGGUAUUAUUAGUUCUUUUAUGAGUCAAUUUUCGAAUAUAAAAUAUUUACCUUUAAGUCGUUUUUUAGCUGGAAUUACAACUGGUUUAAAUAGUUCGAUAGUGCCUUUGUAUAUAUAGGAAAUAUCUCCAAACGAAGUUAGUGGAAAGAUGGGAAUCAUUUUUAAUAUGGGAAUUAAUAUGGGUAUUAUUUUUGCGACUUUUUUAGGAAUUUUUUUUAGUUAAAAACCUUCUUAAAAAGAUGAAGAUUAUUGGAGAUUUGUGUUUAUUUUUCCGGCUUUUAUAUGCGUUUCAAGAUAUUUAAUUUUAAAGUUUAUUUAUAAUUUUGAAACGCCUUUAUUUUAUGCAUUAAAAAGUGAAGAUUAUUUAUGUGAAAAAAGCUUAAAAAUAAUAUAUAAAAAUGAAUAUGUAUAGGAAAUUAAAGAUUAAAUCUAAAAUUAAGCUUAAAAAAUUAAAAAUUAAAAAGAAAGCUUUAAAAAUAUGAUUAGUAUUAAGUAUAGAAAAAGAUUAACUAUAGGAUGUUUAUUAUAAAUAUUUUAAUAGUGGUCAGGCAUAAAUGCAGUUAUUAUGUAUAGUGGUCAAAUUUUUGGAUAGUUAUUAGAUAAUGAUUUUUUUUAAAAAAAUAUGAUUUCUUUAUUAUCAAAUAUUGUACUAUUUUUAGCAUCAUUUUUUUCCUCAUUUUUUAUUAAUGUUUUGGGUAGAAAAAAGAUACUUUUAUGGGGUAGUGCUUUGUGUUUUUUGUUUUUGGGUAUUUUGGCUAUUGUUUCUGGUUCAGGAUUUCAUUAAGAAACUUCCUUUUUGUUUAUUUUUGCAUAUUAUAUUUCUUUUAAUUUCUCUCUUGGACCCUUAGUAUGGCUUUAUAAUUCUGAAAUUUUACCUGAAAAAGGUAUAUCUAUUGCCACUUCAUGUAAUUGGGUUGCUGGGAGUAUUAUUACUUUGGCUUUACCUUAUCUAAAUGGAAACAUUUGGCCUUUAUUUGCCUUUUUUGCGUUUGUAUGUGCAUGUUGUGUUGUCUUUGUUUAGUUAUUAGUUAAAGAAACUUUAGGAAAGAAUAAAGAUGAGAUUGGAAAUUUAUAUUUACCAGAAGGGCAUUUAUUUGAUGAAAAUAAAAACCUUUAAGAUGGUGAAAAAUAAAAAACCUAUAUAAAUGCUUGA
Ichthyophthirius multifiliis is the source of this 1437-nucleotide messenger RNA. RefSeq names its product major facilitator superfamily protein, putative. Gene Ontology annotation, cellular component: membrane. Gene Ontology annotation, biological process: carbohydrate transport; transmembrane transport. Gene Ontology annotation, molecular function: carbohydrate:proton symporter activity. The record is from RefSeq and is a predicted model, not a curated record. Lineage: Eukaryota; Ciliophora; Oligohymenophorea; Hymenostomatida. The transcript has 2 exons.